UAGUAUAAAAAUUUCAAAGCGGCCAUAUUUAUUGAUCUUUGGUCACUCAUUCCACAAGAAGUUACACUUUUCACUUUCGCAUAUUAAGUCAAAGAAGAAACGUCGUUGAUUUGCCCUUUGAUUCAUCAUGGAAUCAACGGCAGAUGGUGGCGAUAGUCAAUCGUCCGCCGCUGUCGUUGAUCCACGGGAUUUUGUUAAGUUUAUCGUCAAUGUUGUUCCGGCGAUUUUGGAGGGCGAAACGGACGAGUCGAACAGCCACGAGCUUCGAAAAGCCUGCAACAAUGCCGAAUAUUUCGAAUGCAUUAAGAAAUUUCUAUCCGAUCCACAAAUCAGGGCACUGAUUGUGAGCAAAAGCGUGCUGAAGGACGAAGAGGAAGACAGUUCGGGAACAGACAGUGCGACAGAAUCCGAGAGGGACGGGCGAGUCACAUACAGCAUUCACUUGAACGUCCAAUACACAGCGCCCAAAUUAACGAGCGUUGGUUUGAUAAAACGAUCGGGCGUUGUUGAAGCGGACAAGAAGAUCGCAUCGCAGCUGCGGGUGUUGAAUCUAAGCGACGAUUCGCCGUUUGAGACCUUGCAUUCGUUUGUCAGCAAUGCCGUCGCACCCUAUUUCAAAUCGUUUGUCAAGACAUCGGGUAAAGCAGACAGAGAUGGUGAUAAAAUGGUACCUUCUGUUGAGAAAAAGAUUUCAGAGUUGGAAAUGGCAUUAUUACAUUUACAACAGAAUAUUGACAUACCAGAAAUUACGUUGUUGAUACAUCCAAUCGUCACGAACAUGAUAAAGAAAUGCCAAGAGGAAGAAGACAGGAAAGCUAGAGUCCAGGACUUUGGAGAUUUGUGUGAGGAUUCAUCCUUUCUCAACCAGCUGCAAAAUGGUGUCAACAGAUGGAUCAGAGAAAUACAAAAGGUUACAAAACUCAAUAGAGAUCCAGCAUCAGGAAAUGCCCUGCAAGAGAUCAGUUUCUGGUUAAAUUUAGAACGAGCAUUGCUGCGCAUACAGGAGAAACGAGAGAGCUUUGAGGUUGCAUUGACGUUGGACAUAUUGAAGUGUGGUAAAAGGUUUCAUGCGACUGUCAGUUUCGAUUCUGACACAGGUCUAAAGCAAGCGCUGACUACUGUGAAUGACUACAGUCCUUUAAUGAAAGAUUUCCCACUCGAUGACCUGCUGUCUGCAACAGAGCUGGAUAAAAUCAAGUCCUCUUUAACACUCAUUUUCAGUCAUCUCAGGAAGAUACGAAAUACGAAGUAUCCUAUCCAGAGAUGCCUACGAUUGGUUGAAGCCAUCUCACGUGACCUUAGUGCCCAGCUCUUGAAGGUAUUGGGUCCUCUGAGAUUGAUGCACAUUCCUUAUGAAGAGUUUGAUAAGGUUAUGGUAGCCUGUUUCCAAGUCUUCACUACUUGGGAGGAAGAGUACGAAAAACUUCAGACAUUGCUUCGAGAUAUGGCAAAAAAGAAAAGAGAUGAACACGGCAAAGCUGGCCGAGUUAACCCGUCUCACAAGAAAUCUCAAGCUCGCCUGGAAAAUGUUAGAAAGUUUCGCCGUCAGCAUGAACAACUCCGACAAGUCAUAGUACGCGUGCUUCAACCUCCUGCAAAAGAGCAAGCCAACGCUCGUGUGCCUAAUGAAGAAAUGGUCGAUCUACAAGCGGCCGCAGCUUCGCUUGAUCCGGCUGAUGCGAAUGCCAUCGAGGAGGUGAAUUUGGCAUACGAGAACACGAAGGAUGUUGAUUGUUUGGACAUCAGUAAAGAAGGAACAGAAGCUUGGGAAGUUACGAUGAAAAGGUACGAAGAAAGAAUUGAUCGUGUCGAAACGCGUAUCACGUCGAGGCUUCGGGAUCAGUUGGGUAUUGCGAAGAAUGCAGGGGAAAUGUUCCGGAUUUUCUCAAGGUUUAACGCGCUGUUCGUGCGUCCCCACAUCCAAGGAGCAAUCCGCGAAUACCAGACGCAGCUUAUUCAAAGGGUGAAAGAUGACAUUGAAACGCUACAUAGCAAAUUCAAGGUCCAAUACCCACACAGUAAAUCCUCAAAGAUGAGCAAAGUUCGCGACUUUCCAGCCGUUUCAGGCUCGAUUAUUUGGGCUAGACAGAUCGAACGUCAGUUGAAUGCUUACCUACGUCGUGUGGAAGAUGUAUUGGGCAAAGGUUGGGAAAGUCACGUAGAAGGACAGCGGCUGAAGGAGGAUGGUGACAAUUUUAAACAAAAAUUAGAUACCCAAGAACUUUUUGAGGAUUGGUCCAGAAAGGUGACAGCUCGGAAUCUUGGCGUUGGUGGUCGUAUAUUUGCCAUAGAAAGCACACGAACAAGAACUGGAAACAUGCUGAAGUUGAAAGUGAAUUUCUUACCAGAAAUCAUCACUCUAGCAAAGGAGGUUCGUAAUUUAAAAUGGCUUGGAUUUCGUGUCCCUCUUGCUAUCGUCAACAAAGCUCAUCAAGCCAAUCAACUUUAUCCAUUUGCUAUCUCGUUGAUUGAAAGUGUCCGCACCUAUGAAACAGCCUGUGAAAAGGUCGAGAACAAGAAAACAAUCAAGCCAUUGGUUGCUGGUUUGCAAAAAGACAUUCAAAACUAUAUAGGCGAGGGUAUUGGCCUGACAUGGGAGUCAUACAAGCUUGAUCCGUACGUUCAGAAGUUUGCAGAUGCUGUUAUUAGCUUUCAGGAGAAGGUCGAUGACCUGCUAGUAAGCGUCGCGAAAAUCGAAUACGAUGUCGAAUCGUUAUCAUCGUGCAGUUACGAUGCUGGGACUUUCAACGAAAUUCUCUCAAGUGUUCAAAAAGCUGUCGAUGAAAUGAAUCUGUAUUCUUACACAAAUUUGGCAUCAUGGGUGUCCAGUCUCGACAAAUCGGUUGAAGAAAAACUCUCCGUUCGACUUCAAGCUGGAUUGAGAGCAUGGACAGAUUAUCUGCACGAAUAUGGUGGAAAUAACAAGGAGCCAGAAUUUGAUUCUGACACGAAUCCCUUGGUGUCCCAUAAACCUGGUGGAGACCCUGAGAUAAAGAUCCAGCGACACGAGGUGCGGAUUACCAAUCAGAUUUUGUACCUUCAUCCUGCCGUUGAAGCCGUGCGGGCUCAUCUUCUCGGAGAACUUCAUGUAUGGCUUGGUUUGAUCCUUACGUUGCCAAGAAUCCAAAGUUCCAGAUACCAGGUUGGUCUUGAUGUGGACGAGUCAGAUUCCCACACGAGCUAUCGCAAUCUUCUCACUAAACUCCCAGACGGUCCCGAGGUGAUUGAACAGGCAUACCAAGCUGUUGAAAAGAAGGUCGAAGAAGUUGAGAAAUACGUCGAGGUUUGGCUUCGUUAUCAGUCAUUGUGGGAUAUGGAGACCAGUCUCAUCUACAGCAAGCUUGAGAACAACCUUGGAAAAUGGACAAUCUUGUUGAGAAAUAUCAGGAAAUCACGGGUUACAUUCGACACGCAGGAAACGAGACAACAAUUUGGGCCAAUAAUCAUCGACUUCCAACAGGUGCAAUCCAAGGUAAACCUGAAAUAUGACAGCUGGCAUAAAGAACUUCUUAGUAAGUUUGGAUCGAUGCUUGGCACUGAUAUGCAGGAGUUCUAUGGAACCAUAACAAAGUCUCGAACUGACCUGGAACAACACUCAGUCGAAGGAUCGUCGACUUCUGAUUCUGUUAGUUUUAUCACCUUCGUUCAAUCCUUGAAACGCAAGUUAAAGAACUGGGAGAAGGAAAUGGAGGUCUACAAAAACGGCCAAUUAAUCCUGGAAAGACAGAGAUUCCAAUUUCCUCCUCAAUGGUUAUACUACGACAAUGUCGAGGGCGAAUGGGGAGCAUUUAAUGAUAUCUUGAAACGAAAGGAUAUAUCUAUCCAGAAAGAGGUUUCGAUGUUACAAGUGAAGAUCAUAGCAGAAGAUCAGGCAGUGGAAGAAAGAACAUCAGAGUUCCUCAAUGAAUGGGACAAGAGCAAACCUGUCCAAGGCAGUACGCGGCCAGAUGCUGCUCUCAAAUCGCUUGCAAUUUAUGAAGGGAAACUUAGUCGACUCAAGGAAGACCGAAGUAAUGUGGCUAAAGCCAAAGAGGCCUUGGAACUAAUGGAACAAGGGAUGACGAUGAUCAGCGAUGAUCGUGUUCAGAUUGCUUUGGAAGAACUGCAAGAUUUGAAAGGAGUUUGGAAUGAACUAUUGAAGAUUUGGGAGAAGAUUGAUGAGAUGAAGGAACAGCCUUGGUUAUCUGUACAACCUCGCAAGUUGCGAGGUUCUCUCGAUGGACUAUUGAAUCAACUGAAAAACUUCCCAGCUCGUCUCAAGCAGUAUUCAUCCUAUGAACACGUGCAAAAACUACUCAAGGGCUAUAUGAAGGUCAAUGUUCACAUAGUCGAGCUGAAAUCUGAGGCAUUGAAAGAACGUCACUGGAAACAGUUAAUGAAACAACUGCGUGUAAAAUGGGUCCUCAAUGAUCUCACUCUUGGGGCAGUGUGGGAUGUUGACCUACUGAAAAACGAGCCUAUCGUGAGAGAUGUGAUUUUAAUUGCCCAAGGUGAAAUGGCUUUGGAGGAAUUCCUUAAACAGGUUCGCGAUGUAUGGCAUACAUUCGAGCUGGAGCUAAUCAAUUAUCAGAACAAAUGUCGAGUUAUACGAGGGUGGGAUGAUCUAUUUACUAAAGUGAAGGAACAUUUGAACAGCGUUACUGCCAUGAAAUUAUCGCCAUAUUACAAGGUUUUCGAAGAAGACGCGCUUCAAUGGGAGGAGAAAUUGAACCGUAUUCACGACACUUUUGACGUGUGGAUUGAUGUUCAACGUCGCUGGGUAUAUCUGGAUGGUAUAUUCAGCGGAAGUGCUGAUAUCAAGACGCUGUUGCCUGUGGAAACACAAAGAUUCCAAAGUAUCAGCACGGAGUUUCUGACUUUGAUGAAGAAAGUAUCAAAAUCGCCGCUUGUCGUCGACGUUUUGAACAUUCAAGGCGUUCAACGUCAGCUGGAGCGUCUCGCUGAUCUGUUAGGAAAGAUCCAGAAGGCUUUGGGAGAAUAUUUGGAACGGGAAAGAGCCUCAUUUCCACGAUUUUAUUUCGUCGGUGACGAGGAUUUGCUUGAGAUUAUUGGAAACAGCAAGAGCAUUCCAAAACUUCAAAAACAUUUCAAGAAAAUGUUCGCCGGAGUCACUAGCAUCAUCCUGAACGAAGAAGAGCAAAUCAUUUCUGGAAUUUCAUCAAAGGAAGGCGAAGAGGUAGUAUUUAAGACCCCGGUGUCACUGACGAAGUAUCCUAAGGUGAAUGAAUGGCUGACAUGUGUUGAAAAAGAAAUGAGAGUGACCUUGGCCAGUCUUUUGGCUGAAGCAAUGCAGGACGUGAGUCAGUUCCAGUCGGUGGAUAUUGAUUCUCAGAAAUAUCUGGAAUGGGUAGACAAAUACCAGGCUCAGCUGGUGGUACUUGCUUGUCAAGUAUCGUGGUCCCAAUACACCGAGGCAGCUCUCCAGAAAGGCAAUGCCUCAAAUAUGCAACAAGUACUCACGAUUGUUGAAGCGACAUUGAACGUGCUUGCUGAUUCUGUUCUUCACGAACAACCGGCUGUCAGGAGGCGAAAGCUGGAGCAUUUGAUAACAGAGCUUGUCCACCAACGUGACGUCACACGUAAUCUUAUCAACAACAAAACAACGGGAGAAAAGUCAUUCGAUUGGCUGAAGGAAAUGAGAUUUUACUUCGACCCAAAUCAGAAGGAUGUUCUGAAACAAUUAUCGAUCCAAAUGGCGAACGCGAAAUUCAACUAUGGUUUUGAAUACUUGGGCGUGCAAGACAAGCUGGUUCAAACACCUUUGACUGAUAGAUGUUAUCUAACCAUGACUCAAGCUUUGGAGGGACGUCUUGGGGGAUCACCGUUCGGUCCCGCUGGUACUGGCAAGACCGAGUCCGUCAAAGCUCUGGGACAUCAACUGGGGCGGUUUGUGCUUGUAUUCAAUUGCGACGAGACCUUUGAUUUCCAGGCAAUGGGGCGUAUUUUUGUUGGUCUUUGUCAAGUUGGUGCCUGGGGUUGUUUUGAUGAAUUCAAUCGUUUGGAAGAAAGGAUGCUUUCAGCUGUCUCCCAGCAAAUUCAAACGAUCCAAGAAGCUCUGAAAGAACACAAGGACAGUGAUGAUUCCCAUAUAUCGAUUGAGCUUGUGAGCAAGCAGGUGAAAGUGAGCCGUGACAUGGCGAUCUUCGUGACAAUGAACCCUGGUUAUGCCGGACGAUCCAACCUUCCUGAUAACUUAAAGAAAUUAUUCCGCAGUCUUGCUAUGACCAGUCCGGACCGACAGCUUAUCGCUCAAGUCAUGUUGUAUUCACAAGGAUUUAGGACGGCAGAGAAGCUGGCCAGCAAGAUUGUACCAUUCUUCAAACUCUGCUUGGAGCAGCUUUCCAAUCAGUCUCACUACGACUUUGGCCUUCGAGCGUUAAAAAGUGUACUUAUCAGUGCUGGCAAUGUCAAACGAGAGAGAAUCUCCAAGAUUAAGGAAGACCUUAAAGCGAAGGGUGAAGCUGUGGACGAAGCUGCGAUAUCUGAAGGAUUGGAUGAACAACAGAUUUUAAUACAAAGCGUUUUCGAGACUGUUGUCCCUAAGUUAGUUGCAGAGGAUAUUCCGUUGCUGAACAGUCUGUUGUCUGAUGUUUUCCCUGGUGUUAAAUAUGUCGGAGCUGAAAUGAGCGCGUUGAAAGAACAAAUAAAAAAUGUUUGCUCUGAAAUGUAUCUUACAUAUGGAACGGGUGAAGACGAAGGAAGUGCCUGGGUCGAUAAGAUAUUACAGUUGUAUCAGAUUUCGUUGAUCCACCAUGGUUUGAUGAUGGUUGGGCCCAGUGGAAGUGGGAAGAGUAUGGCGUGGAGGGUUCUUCUCAAGGCGCUAGAAAGAUUGGAAGGUGUUGAAGGCGUUGCGCAUGUUAUCGAUCCUAAGGCUAUGUCGAAAGAUGAGCUUUAUGGUACACUAGACCCAAAUACACGUGAGUGGACAGAUGGCUUGUUCACCCAUUUACUGCGAAAAAUCAUUGACAAUGUUCGUGGAGAACUUAAUAAACGGCAGUGGAUUAUAUUUGAUGGAGAUGUUGAUCCAGAAUGGGUUGAAAAUCUUAACAGUGUACUUGAUGACAAUAAACUUUUGACUCUUCCAAACGGAGAAAGACUGGGUAUCCCGCGAAACGUGCGCAUAAUGUUCGAAGUUCAAGACCUUCGCUACGCUACCUUAGCAACAGUCAGCCGAUGUGGUAUGGUGUGGUUCAGUGAGGAUAUAUUAUCAACUGAGAUGAUCUUUAGUAACUAUUUGACGGAACUUAAAGCUAAGCCUAUCGAAGAAAUCGAAGAGGAUGUUGGUCUUAGAAAACAAACCAAGAAGGGCGAAGAAAACGUUUUGUCUCCUACGAUGCAGGUUCAAAACGAUGCAGCAAAUAUUGUCGCUGAGCAUUUCACGUCUGGCGGCCUAGUCAUGAAAUGUUUGGAGUAUGCGAUGGAACAAGAACACAUUAUGGAUUUUACUCGGUUAAGAGCUUUGGGUCCUUCUCUGUUCUCAAUGUUCAAGCAAGCUGUACGAAAUGUGAUCACUUACAAUCAACAGCAUUCCGAUUUUCCAAUGGAGCGUGAUCAACUGGAAAAAUACCUACCUCGCUAUUUGAUUUACAGUUUGUUGUGGUCGUUUUCUGGGGACUCUAAAAUGAAGUAUCGAGAGGAACUUGGUAAAAUGAUACAAAAAAUCACAUCCAUUCCGUUACCGAAUAUGUCUGUCAUGCGACUCAUUGAUUACGAGGUUACCAUCCAAGGAGAGUGGGUGCCAUGGCAAUCCAAAGUUCCAAACAUUGAGGUCGAGACGCACAAAGUCGCUGCUCCAGAUGUUGUAAUUCCGACAGUUGAUACAGUACGACAUGAAGUAUUGCUCUACACGUGGCUUGCUGAACAUAAACCGCUAGUGUUGUGUGGGCCACCGGGAAGCGGAAAGACAAUGACGUUGUUCUGCUCAUUGCGCUCUCUGCCUGAUAUGGAGGUUGUUGGAUUGAAUUUCUCCAGUGCGACUACCCCGGAGUUGUUACUCAAAACAUUUGAUCAUUACUGUGAAUACAGGAGGACGCCAAAUGGAGUGGUUAUGGCUCCUGUACAACUAGGAAAAUGGCUCGUGUUAUUCUGCGACGAAAUUAAUUUACCUGACAUGGAUAAUUACGGUACUCAGAGAGUGAUCUCGUUCUUACGUCAAAUGGUGGAACACAACGGCUUCUAUCGUUCAGUUGACCAGGCCUGGGUGAAGCUAGAGAGGAUUCAGUUUGUAGGAGCGUGCAAUCCUCCAACCGACCCCGGAAGAAAACCGCUCACUCACAGGUUUUUACGUCAUGUCCCCGUGGUCUACGUGGACUACCCUGGUGCAAUUUCGCUCACUCAGAUUUACGGCACUUUUAACCGCGCCAUGUUGAGGUUGAUCCCGUCUCUGAGAAGUUCUGCUCAACAGCUGACAGACGCGAUGGUGGAAUUUUAUACAAUGUCGCAGGAGAGAUUCACCCAGGAUAUGCAGCCCCAUUACAUCUACAGUCCACGUGAAAUGACUCGUUGGGUUCGAGGCAUCGUGGAAGCUUUGCGACCGCUGGAUAAUUUAUCUGUUGAGGGAUUAGUCCGGUUGUGGGCUCAUGAAGCACUGCGUCUUUUCCAAGAUAGGUUGGUGACGGACGAAGAACGUAAAUGGACCGAAGAGAAUAUCGAUAUUGUGGCAAAGAAACAUUUUCCAUCAAUUGACCACGAGACUGCGCUAAAAAGACCGAUAUUGUACAGCAACUGGCUUACUAAAGACUAUACUCCGGUUGAAAGAGAGGAAUUGCGAGAUUUUGUGAAAGCCCGUUUGAAGGUGUUUUACGAAGAAGAACUCGACGUUCCUCUAGUUUUGUUCAACGAGGUUCUCGACCAUGUUUUAAGAAUUGACCGAAUUUUCAAACAACCUCAGGGCCAUUUGCUUUUGAUUGGCGUCAGUGGAGCAGGCAAAACUACGCUCUCUCGUUUUGUCGCCUGGAUGAAUGGAUUAAGCGUUUUCCAGAUAAAGAUUCAUCGCAAGUACACAUACGUUGAGUUUGACGAAGAUUUGAGAAAUGUUCUGCGAAGAUCCGGAUGCAAGAAUGAGAAAAUCGUGUUUAUUUUGGAUGAGUCAAACAUGCUGGAGUCCAGUUUCUUAGAAAGAAUGAAUACCUUGCUGGCAAAUGGAGAGGUUCCUGGAUUGUUCGAGGGAGACGAGUAUACUACUUUGAUGACUCAGUGUAAGGAAGGCUCACAGCGUGAUGGUCUGAUGCUGGAUUCCAGUGAAGAGUUGUACAAGUGGUUUACAGAACAGGUCAUCCGCAACCUUCAUGUUGUUUUCACAAUGAAUCCAUCCUCUGAAGGACUGAAAGACAGAGCUGCUACCUCUCCAGCUUUAUUCAACAGAUGUGUUUUGAAUUGGUUUGGCGAUUGGUCCACUGGUGCUCUCUAUCAGGUCGGAAAAGAAUUUACCAACAAAAUCGACUUGGACAAUUCAUUGUACCGUGCUCCAGACUAUCUCCCCGUUGUUUACGAAGGAUUAUCAAUACCACCAACCCACAGAGAAGCCGUCAUUAACGCCUUCGUAUUUGUCCAUCAAACUUUACAUCAAGCAAACGCACGUGUUGUGAAACGAGGUGGUCGUUGUAUGGCUAUCACUCCAAGACAUUACCUCGACUUUAUCAAUCAUUAUGUGAAAUUGUAUAACGAGAAGAGAUCCGAUUUGGAAGAACAACAACUGCACUUGAAUGUCGGUUUACAGAAGAUUAAAGAAACUGUUGAUCAGGUUGAAGAACUGCAAAAAAGUUUGUCAAUGAAGAGUCAGGAGCUGGAAGCGAAGAACGCAUUGGCUAAUCAAAAACUGAAGCAAAUGUUGAAAGACCAGCAGGAGGCCGAAAAGAAGCGAAUAACCUCAACUGAGAUUCAAGCUGCCAUUGCGGAACAAACGGCUAAGAUAAAGGAGAAGAAAGCCCUUGUUAUGGAAGACUUGGCACAAGUUGAGCCUGCUGUUCAAGAUGCUAAACAAGCGGUGAAAUCUAUCAAAAAGCAGCACUUGGUCGAAGUACGAUCGAUGGCUAACCCGCCACAAGCUGUUAAAGUGGCUCUGGAAUCGAUUUGUUUGCUGCUGGGCGAACAGGCGAAUGACUGGAGAGCAAUCCGUGGAAUCAUCAUCAGAGAUAACUUCAUUCCGACCAUCGUUAACUUCCAGACAGAAAAUAUCAGUGAGGAUGUUCGCGCCCAGAUGUUGAGCAAAUAUAUGUCUCAACCGGACUAUAACUUUGACAAGGUGAAUCGUGCUAGUCAAGCAUGUGGUCCUUUGGUUAAGUGGGCCAUUGCUCAGGUUAAAUAUGCCGAUAUGUUGUUGAGGAUCGAACCCUUGCGCAAUGAACUGAAGAGUCUUGAGAGCAAAGCAAGUGUUAGCGAAGCAAAGGCUGUAGAGAUUGCAAGUGUAAUCACUGGCCUUGAAAAGAGCAUCUCUCAGUACAAGGAAGAAUACGCUGCGUUGAUCAGCCAAGCUCAAGCAAUCAAGAGCGAGAUGACUGCUGUCGAAGCUAAAGUGAACAGAAGUGUGGCGUUGUUACGUAGCUUGUCUGAUGAGCGAAGUCGUUGGCAAGCGACUAGUAAUGCUUUCCAAGCUCAAAUGGGGACCAUCGUUGGUGAUGUUAUGUUGUCUUCUGCCUUUUUAGCUUAUGCAGGUUAUUUUGAUCAACAACUCCGUCAAAAUUUGUUCACAACCUGGAGUUCUCAUCUUCAACAAGCUGGUUUGGAAUUCCGCCAAGAUCUUGCCAGAACAGAGUACCUAUCCACCGCUGACGAGAGACUGGCUUGGCAAGCAAAUGCUCUGCCUACAGAUGAUCUUUGUACCGAGAAUGCAAUCAUGUUGAAAAGAUUCAACCGAUAUCCUUUGAUAAUUGAUCCAUCCGGUCAAGCCACAGAGUUUAUUAUGAACGAAUACAAGGGACGCAGGAUCACAAAGACAAGCUUCCUUGACGACGCUUUCCGUAAAAACCUGGAGAGUGCCUUGCGAUUUGGAAACCCUCUCUUGGUCCAGGAUGUGGAGAAUUAUGAUCCCAUCGUGAAUCCAGUAUUAAACCGUGAAGUACGACGUACAGGUGGCCGAGUGUUGAUAACUUUGGGAGAUCAGGACAUCGAUUUGUCUCCGUCGUUCACAAUCUUUAUGUCAACCAGAGAUCCUACUGUCGAAUUCCCGCCAGAUUUGUGCUCUCGAGUGACGUUCGUGAAUUUCACGGUGACAAGAAGCAGUUUACAAAGUCAAUGCCUUAAUUAUGUUCUUAAAGCUGAGAGACAAGAUGUGGACACCAAACGAUCUGACCUGCUAAAAUUGCAAGGGGAGUUCCAUCUGCGUCUGAGACAUUUGGAGAAAUCUUUACUUCAAGCUCUCAAUGAUGUGAAAGGAAGAAUUCUGGAUGAUGACAGCAUUAUCGGAACUUUGGAAAAGCUGAAACAAGAAGCAGCGGAUAUUACAAAAAAGGUCGAAGAAACAGACGUAGUCAUGGCUGAAGUCGAGGCUGUUACUGACCAGUAUAGACCACUGUCUCAAUCUUGUAGCAGUAUAUACUUCACUAUGGAAUCGCUCAACCUUAUCUACUUCCUGUAUCAGUAUUCCUUGCAAUUCUUCUUGGAUAUGUACUUAAGCGUUCUGCAUGAAAAUCCAAACUUGAAUAAUCAAAAAGACUAUAUAAGCAGACUGAACGUCAUUACUACUGACGUUUUCCAGAUCGUUUACAAUCGCGUUUCCCGCGGUAUGCUUCAUGAUGACAAAAUCACGUUUGCCCUGCUAUUGUGUCGUAUUCAUCUUCGUGGUUUACCUGGAGAACGGGAGUUUGAAGAAGAAUUCUCGCACUUUUUGGAAGGUCGGGAUGCACUUGUGGGAAAGAAAUCUGCCAGCGUAGACGGUCUAUCACCAGAACAGAGUCAAGCAAUGAGUCAUUUGGCCCAGCUGGUUCCCUUCAAUAAUCUACCAGGAUAUAUCCAGUCGCACAGAGAUUUCUUUGAAUGGUCUGAGGAUCUCAACCCUGAGAACAAUGUCCCGGUUUGCUGGGAAUCAAACGUUGAACUUUCUUCUGUGGGCAACAGUUUGUACCAGCUUCUUGUUGUGCAGGCUUUCAGACCAGACCGUGUUCUUGCUAUGGUUCAUAAAGUCGUUGAGACGGUAUUCGGGCAGUCGUUCAUGCGAGCUUCAGAACAGGAACUUGAUCUUGCAUUUAUUGUUGACAAAGAGAUUAAAUCAAGCACUCCGAUAUUGAUGUGUUCUGUAUCUGGACAUGAUGCAAGUGGCCGUGUCGACGAUCUUGUCGCCCAACAGAACAAACAGUGUACAGCCAUUGCAAUUGGAUCUGCCGAGGGAUUUAAUCUUGCCGAAAAAGCUGUCAACUCCGCAGUGAAGUCCGGAAGGUGGGUCUUGUUAAAGAAUGUUCACUUGGCCCCACAAUGGCUGGUCACACUGGAAAAGAAACUUCACACUCUCAAUCCGCACUCGAACUUCAGGCUCUUCUUAACAAUGGAAAUCAACCCGAAGGUUCCUGUAAAUCUGUUACGAGCUUCUCGUGUCUUCGUUUUCGAACCUCCACCUGGAAUCAAAGCAAACUUGUUCAGAACGUUCAGUACAAUACCUGCAGCACGUAUGUGCAGGGCACCAACAGAACGAACGCGUCUCUAUUUCCUCUUGGCGUGGCUACAUGCCAUCAUUCAAGAACGACUUCGUUAUGCCCCGCUCGGCUGGUCGAAACAUUACGAAUUUAGUGAAUCUGAUCUUAAAGUGGCCUGCGAUACAAUCGAUACUUGGCUUGAUAAUGCAUCACAGGGUCGUACCAAUAUUUCACCGGACAAAGUGCCAUGGGAUGCCUUAAGAACUUUGCUUACUCAAGCCAUAUACGGUGGACGUAUCGAUAAUGAGUUUGAUCAGCGAUUGCUCUCCUCUUUCGUGAGUCGGUUGUUCACAGUAAACAGUUUUGAAUCAGAUUUCCCAUUGGUCCUGGACGUUGAUGGUUUGAAAGGAAAGAGCGUCACUAUGCCAGACGGAAUCAGACGAGAACAGUUUGUACAGUGGACGGAGAAACUUCCUGAUUCUCAAUCACCAUCGUGGCUUGGUUUGCCGAACAACGCGGAGAAAUUGUUGCUGACUGUGCAAGGGCAAGCGCUCACAGCUAAACUUCUGAAAAUGCAAAACUUGGAUGACGAAGAAGAGCUCGCCUACUCUCCAGGUCUAGCCAGGAGUAAUUCUUUGAUCUCAAGUGAUGUGCGCCCAGCUUGGAUGAGAACAUUGCACACCACUGCCUCUAAUUGGCUUGCUAUGGUGCCAGAAGAACUUGUUGCCUUGAAACGAACCAAUGAAAACAUCAAAGAUCCGCUGUUCCGUUUCUUCGAAAGAGAGGUGAAUGUUGGUAUUGGCCUGCUGACCACUGUGCGCAAUGACCUGAAAAAUGUGAUCGCCGUUUGUGAACAAGUGAAGAAACCAACCAAUUAUUUGAGGAGUGUAAUGAACGAUUUGAUGAAAGCAAUUCUGCCCAAAAACUGGCGUCGUUACACAGUUCCUGAAGGUCUGACUGUGAUUCAGUGGAUAGCUGACUUCAAUGAUCGCAUUCAACAGCUCCAACAGGUCUCUCGCGUAUCCCAUAGCGGCUCUACCAAAGGUUUGAAGAAUAUGCGUAUUCGACUCGGAUGGUUGUUUGUUCCUGAGGCUUAUAUCACGGCGACCAGACAGUAUGUUGCCCAAGCAAACAACUGGUCUUUGGAAGAACUCUCCUUGAAGAUGACUGUCUCCCGAGGAAAGAACGAUGAAGUCCAGCUUGACGAUUGCAGCUUUGGCAUCACAGGUUUAAGGCUACAAGGAGCAAAGUGUGUGAAUAAUUGUCUGGAGUUAGCCGUAGUCAUUUCAACCGACCUGCCCCUAACAAGCCUUAGUUGGAUAAGAACCACUGCUGAAGAUAAGCGUACACAACAACAAGUGGUUACCUUGCCAGUGUACCUCAAUCAAAAUCGUCGAGAGCUUCUCUUCACGGUUGACAUGGAAUACUCUGAAAAAGGUGGUAAUUACCGUUUCUAUGAACGAGGCGUUGCAUUCCUGGCUUCUUCGAUGACUGGUUGAUCUAUAUUUUAACUUUACUUCAUUUAGACUUUAGACUUUAAAAAUUAUGUUAGCAUAACGUAUAUAGUAUAGGAACAUUGAUUUUAUUUGACAAGUUGAUAAAUCUGGUUUAUUAAACGGUCUUUUGGUGCAA
This is a messenger RNA of Dendronephthya gigantea, 14198 nucleotides long. Its product is annotated as cytoplasmic dynein 1 heavy chain 1-like. The record is from RefSeq and is a predicted model, not a curated record. NCBI's taxonomy places the organism in Eukaryota, Metazoa, Cnidaria, Anthozoa, Malacalcyonacea, Nephtheidae. Gene Ontology annotation, cellular component: dynein complex. Gene Ontology annotation, molecular function: ATP hydrolysis activity; dynein intermediate chain binding; dynein light intermediate chain binding. Gene Ontology annotation, biological process: microtubule-based movement.